UUGUAAAGAGUAAUUUUGUGUGCUCAUUUCUCCUCUGAAAUAGAGAAUUAGAGAGAGCAACUAGAGAGAGAUGGAGAUGCAUGAGGCAACGACGGCGGCAGCGGGAGCUGUGAGCGGGGAAGCCAUGGAAGGCAUAUCGGAGAGACUGUCAAAGCUCGAAAACCUCUACUUCCCUCGCGCCGUUCAAGCCUCCGCCUCCACUCCUUCCCUGCGUAAAUCCCUCCUCCUCGACCUCCUCUCCCGCGACGUCCCUCUCUUCCUCGAACGCUACGGCCCGCAAUUGACCACCGACGAGCUCGAACAAUUCCACGCUUUGAAAGAAGACGAUUACGAAAUCAACUGGCAUUUGAGUCAUCUCCGGAGCUUAAUCAGCCCGACGAUGGAGGAUGUCAAGAGUAGGUCUGUCAAAAUCAAGAACCGGAGACGGGCCUACAUGGACAAGUUGAUGAAAGAGGGGCAGUACUUCUCGGAGGACGCGAUGAGGGAGAGAGAGCCUUACUUGCACCACGAGUAUGUUGGCAAGUUUCAGGAUCCUAGCGAGAGGAGCAUGGCCCGGCCCGGCGAGCGUUGGUCGGAGACGCUGAUGCGGCGGUCGGAGGAGGCCUUUUUGGUGGAGAAGAUCAGGGGGGAGCAACAGAGGUUGGGCGUGGCUCGUAGUGAUUGGGUUGGGAAUGACAGAGAGCAGCCAGAAGAAGCAGAGGAGGAGGAGGAGGAGGAGGAGGAGGAGGAGGAGGAAGAAGAAGAGGAGGAGGAGGAGGAGGAAGUAGAAGGAGAACAAAAUGAAGACACUGUAGCAGCCCAUGGGACCUUGCAUCCUUCUGAGGACCUCAUUUCGGGGAGGAUGAUUGGCAAUGCUAAGGAGAGAGAAGGCCUUUACUAUGUGCAAGGAUCGGCUGCAGCUCCUGCUUUUCUUUCUAGGGGGAGAACAGCAGAAAUCUGCUACAGAAAAAACAAAAAAAACUGCAACCGAUCCUAAAUCAAAGCUGCCACUCAAGGUAUAUUCAAGAAGAAAGGAUCUCGAACCAAGGCAAGACCAAUCAUUAUUCUUGGAACAAGGUCCAACACAUGGAGAGGGAGCAAGAAAUGAAUCAGCAGUGCCAAUUGAAGAUCUCAACAGAACACAGAAUGCUGAAUCAGAAACAGGAAAUUCGGAGGCUGAAUCAGUUGAUCUGGAUGUCCCAAUUGCUUGGAGAAAAGGGGUAAGAUCAUGUACUAAACACCCCAUUGCUAAUCAUUUGGUGUAUUCUCGGCUUUCCCCCUGUUUUAGGGCAUUCACUAUAAAGAUGGAUGAGGUGUACAUACCAAAAAACAUUGGUGAAGCUCUACAAAAUCCUAAUUGGAAAAAAGCUGUAAUGGAAGAAAUGGAUGCCCUAAUAAAAAAUGGCACGUGGGAACUGGUUGAACUACCUGAAAACAAGAAAGUGAUAGGAAGUAAAUGGGUUUUCACAACAAAACAUAGAGCUGAUGGGAGCAUUGAACGAUACAAAGCAAGGUUGGUGGCCCAAGGAUUCACACAAACCCAAGGUAUAGAUUAUGAAGAGACCUUUGCACCUGUUGCAAAACUCAAUUCUAUACGUGUGUUAUUAUCAAUUGCAACCAACUUAGAUUGGGAACUACACCAACUUGAUAUAAAGAAUGUAUUUCUGAACGGAGAGCUAGAAGAAGAGAUAUAUAUGAGAAUUCCUCCCGGAUUUGAAGAAAAAGGGAAGGUUUGCAGAUUAAUCAAAUCUCUAUAUGGGCUAAAACAAUCUCCUAGGGCCUGGUUCAAGCAAUUUAGUACCACAUUACAUCUGCUAGGGUAUCAACAAGGGCAGUCUGAUCAUACCCUAUUUACUAAACAUGCUGCUAAUGGUCUAAAAACAAUUUUAAUUGUCUAUGUGGAUGACAUUAUUAUUAUAGGUAAUGAUCAUCAGGAGAUCAAAGCUUUAAAAGAACAAUUACAGCAGACUUUUGAAGUAAAAGACCUUGGGCAGAUGAGAUACUUUCUUGGGAUGGAAGUAGCAAGGAGCAAGGAGGGAAUUCUUAUAUCCCAAAGAAAAUAUACACUCGACCUACUCAAAGAAAUAGGCAAGCUGGGUUGUAGACCAGCUAGUACCCCACUAGAACCCAAUUGGAAGGCCAAUAUAGAUGGGACAGGAAAAGAUGUAAAUAAGGAGAGGUAUCAAAGAUUAGUGGGGAGGCUAAUAUACUUAUCUCUUAUCAGAUCAGACAUUUCAUAUGCAGGAAGUAAAGUAAGUCAAUACAUGCACUCACCUCAUAACAAACAUCUUGAUUCAGUUUAUCAUAUCCUAAGAUACCUGAAAGGAACUCCUGGCAAGGGUAUUUUAUUCAAAAAAUACGAAGACCGAGGAAUUCAAGGGUUUGUAGAUGCUGAUUGGGCAGGUUCAGUUGAAGAUAGUAAAUCAACUUCUGGUUAUUGCAUAAAGCUGUGGGGAAAUAUUGUCACAUGGAGAAGCAAAAAACAGAGUGUGGUAGCAAGAAGUAGUGUUGAAGCAGAGUACCGGGCUAUAGCUCAAGGAGUCUGUGAAAUAAUAUGGCUGGAAAAAUUUAUGAAUGAUUUGAAGAUGACUAAUACUGAUCCUACAAGAUUAUACUGUGACAGUAAAUCUGCCAUCAGUAUAGUAAACAAUCCAGUUUAACAUGACCGGAUGAAACAUGUGAGAAUUGAUAGGUACUUCAUCAAGCAAGAGAUUGAAGAUGGUGGAAUAAACCUAAUGUAUAUUCCUACUGGCCUACAAGAAGCUAAUAUCUUUACAAAAGCAAUGAACAAACAAGGCUUUGAAGUGAUAAGAGGCAAGCUGGGAAUGAAGGAUAUCUAUGCUCCAGCUUGAGGGGUAGUGUUGAAGAUAAUAUUGGAAAAGAUAAAGCUGGAAUUAUAUCUUGAAGAUUUGAAACUAAAGGCGAGAUAAGAAGAUAGAAGAUAAAGCUUUUUAUAUCCGAAAAAUUAGGUUUUUUAUUAUCUAAAUAAGUUGUUAUUAAUUUGUAUUUUGAAUGUCCUAUUUUUUAGCUAGGAGAUAAGUUGUAUUGCUGUAUUUAACACAGCCGUCUACCAUAGAAUAGGGUAGAGUUUUUUGUGCUUUGGAUCACUUCUUAAUCAGAAUUUUGAUUCUCUAAAUUCUUCAAAUUAUAUUGGAAAAACUUUCAAUGUAUACAUUUCUCUUUAUUUUUUCUUCUGGAAAUAUCAAUUAGAUAUGUAAACUUUAUGUAUUUCCCAAAGAAAUUGUUCUCUGAACAUAAAAAAAGAAGAAAAAGAAAGAUGUUUUGUUGUAUUUAGUUAAUACAUCAUGAAAAGAUACUUAUUUUUAAGUUAAGUGAAGUAUUAAAAUUUAUAAAUUUUGUGAAUGAUAAUUUCAGAUUAUAAAUUGUGCCCCACAAUAUAAAAUUUCUGGAUCUGCCCCUGCUUCAGCCUUUAAUCAUGACUCCCUAGAAGUCUCUUAAAGAGGGAAACCUAGGUCCUUGAGCAUUGAAGGUCCUAUUGUUAGAGAUCAAUAAUAAGGUUCUGGGAGUGCAAUUCAGCAUGGAGUAUGCAUUGGUUCUGGAUGGCUGGGGCAGUUUAUGGUGAGUGGAACACUUGCUGAAGAGUUCCAUUACCUGAGACUUGGAGGUGUGAGUAUCCUUGCAAUGAUUAAGGAGUGCUCAGGUAGAAGAUUUCAUUGAUUGAGCCAAUGGUGUGACAUGAGUUUCCAAGGACUCAAGCAAAGUGUUCCAUUACCCAACUAGUUGCCGCUAGCAUCAUCCUCAUGAUAAUUGCUUACAGUAGGACACCACUUUACCUUUGCUGAAUUGAGUCUCCAGCUCCAAUGAGAGCUUAAGGAGGCUGGCACUUGGAGAUACAUCAUGUUGCUUGCUCAUUGAAGGGAGUGAUUAUAUCAACCCAUUUACCACCUCAAUGAGGGCCAUAUUUGGAGAGUCAUAUUAUGAAGAGUUGACCCUUGGGAGGGUGUUUAGAGAAUUAGACAGUUCACCACCUGGCAUGCCACCUUGGAGUAUAUAACAUGUAAACAGUAGGUGUACUUACAGUAGAAAAUCAAGGUAAGAUGUGGAUCUUCUAUGCUUGAUUUGUGCUCUAUUUUCUUCAGUUGAUUGCCAAACUACCCCGUGCCCCAGGGAUACACUCGCAUAUGCAUGCUAUGAUGCGGUUGCCAACUUGGAAUUAGCUCUUAGUUUGAUUGCUUUAAUUUUUUGUGCCCCACUCUCUCCCACUCUUUUUGAUUUUGGCACUGUUAAGGAUUUUUAGAUGGUUGCUUUUCUGAUUCAAUUUGUUAUAAGCUGAGAUUGUUUCCAAUAGUGUUGUGAUAUUUUGCAUUGUUGAAAGCUAAAAACUUAAACUGUUUUUAUCCCAAAUAAUAGAGGAGCUGGAAUAUUAGAAGCACAAGCAAGAAUGCAAUCCAUGUACUUGUGAAUUGGGACAUGGCACAAAAUUAGUUCUAUGGUCACAAGCAAUGCAUCUGAACAUCUACUCUAAAUAACUCUUAUGGGAAAUUCUGUUUGUACCCACCUCUUUUGCUCUCCCCAGCCACCUUCUACAAUUACAUAAUUAUUUUCCAAAAAUACCCUUGUACACAACCAUCCCAUUUGCAUCGCUUAUCAUCGCCAGCGAUCAUCGCACUUGUCGGCGGCCAUGACGAAUGCGGCUGCCCAUCUUUGCACUCGCCGGAAGCCACAAGGAACGUGGCCGCCCAUCAUCGCAAAGCUCCCACCGGCGGCCUCAUCACCGGCUGCCCGAGGAACGUAACCGCCAUCAUUGCACCCGAACCCCAGGGUUCGGGGAGCAUCUGGUGGCCAUGAGGAACGCCAGCGAGAGAGAGAGAGAGAGAGAGAGAGAGAGAGGAAAGUGGGUGCGAUGAUGGUUGGGAGGUGGGAGCUGAGAGCUGAUGGUGGCCAUGUUCUUCACGGCCGCUAGUGGGAGCUUGAGUCGUUGACGAUGAUGGGUGGCUGCAAGCAAGGGUAAAAAUGACUUUUUCCUUUAGGUGUUUUUCAAUGUGGGUGUAGAGAGCAAAAAGGGUGGUUGCAUAUAGAAUUUCCCUAACUCUAUUGAUUUUGGCCUAUGAUUCAUUUUCAUUGAUAUACUUGCUUUAUGUUGUACCCUGUAAAGCAUGGCUGUUAAGGGUCAGAGCUGUUCUCAUUUUCGCUGAUUGAUGAAGUUACAGGAUGCUCUUUGUUCUUUUUGGCUUUACUGUUUUAUUUAUUGAUAUAUAUAUAUAUAUAUAUUUUGGGUGGGGGGGGGGGGGGGCAAGCAUGGAGAUGUAUAUCACUUAUUUAAAGAGAAGGUACAGUGACAUAUCAGCGAAAAAGUGCUAGACAUAAAAAUUGAAGGUAUCCCAGUGGCCAAUAAAUGUUUAAAAAUUAAUGCUUCCAGUGUUCUGGAACACACAGUGAUCGAAGCAAGUGCAAUCCAAAAUAUAAUGCGUAAUUAGCUAAAUUGAUGUCACCCUUCCCUACUCAUGUUGCUUUAGGCGCAUUUCAUUAAGCUUAGAAUCAUCAGUAUGGGUACAGAUAUGGAUGGACGCAGGGCUUGGCACCGAUAUGGAUAUGAAUCAUGUUAGUGCCAUAAAAUUUAGGGUAGAAAUGGCCCGGCAUAUAGGAAAAAGAUUAAAAGAAAGGGGAAGAGAGGGCAAGUUUUGAUGAUUGAUGUUGUUUAUGAGAAAGGGGUAGGGAAUUUGUUGACCUGUCUUCUUUUGGAUUGUACAGUAGCCUGGGAAUUCAAACAUAUCUGUCCCCUGAUCUUGUAGUUUAGUGGAUCUUGCUGGUCAGAGCUUCUUAGUGUUUGGGGCCAAGGUUUGUCCUGAUAAGCAUCGAAGAUACUUAUAGUUGGUCUCCCCUUUCUGUGUCAUGUGGUUUAUUUGGCAUGGACAUAAUUGUAGAGCUUUUGAGUGUAUGGAAGACAAAACUUUUAGUUUGAAGGGGAUUAUUCUCAUUUCCUUGGUUUUAUGGUUGAUCCCUUCUUUUACUAACUUGUGGUUUAUUUUGCGUGGGGAUAUGUAGAGCUUUUCUGAGGGUAUAGAAGACAAUUUCUUAGUUUGAAAGAACUUUUGUUGUUUGCUUGUUUUUGUGGUUGAGGGAGGAUGUUGACUUUGUCUUUGCUACUCUUUUUGUCUGUGUUUUUUUGGGAAAAUGUUGUUGCAUAAAUGGUUUUAGUUGUUUUUCUUUUCUUCUCUACAAUGGUGAACCGUGGCAUUGCUUCUAUUUUAAUAGAUUUCUUUUCUCUA
Diospyros lotus (date-plum) is the source of this 6209-nucleotide messenger RNA. RefSeq lists its product as uncharacterized. The coding region runs from base 71 to 976 and encodes 301 amino acids. The record is from RefSeq and is a predicted model, not a curated record. The transcript has 3 exons. Lineage: Eukaryota; Viridiplantae; Streptophyta; Magnoliopsida; Ericales; Ebenaceae.